UCUAUUUCUGUGAUCGGUUGCAGAGUACACACCACGGAAAUCUUCGUGCGCCCCUUUGAAAGGAGCGAGAGCGAGACCCCAUCUCUUUACGGAAACUUCGGGUCACCACUUCGGAGAACCUCUUGCUGGGCAUCUUGGCCUUUGGCGAGAGGUCUGCAAACGGCGCCCCUAGCUAGCGUCCGCGUCUGGGUGAAAACUACAUUACCCAGAUGUCUCUGCGCUGCGCGUCUGCGGCGCUGGGCCAAUGAAGGCCGAGGAGAAGGACGCUCUCAUACUUUGCGAAACCUGUCAAGGAGGGACUUCCGGCGCUCUCCCGGCGGCGGUCAUUUUGGUGACCCUGGGUCGGUCGGCUUGAUCCGGUUAUGCAGCUCUUGGUCCGGCCCGAGGUUUCCAUGGCUUCAGAAACACUUAAUGAGCAAUGCAUAGGUAAGUAAAGAUUGGCUCAGGCCCUCACUCUCCCCAUCUCCCACUCAUGGUCUCCAGGAUGUGUCCUGGGACCCCCUGCCUGCCGCUCUACUGUUGUCAUUGGUUCUGAGGCCUCUCCUCAGACUCAAGACCCUGAAUCCAGGCCAGGGGUUAUAUGGAGGGGUCCCUGGUUUCUGGCCACUAAUAGUCUGUCCUGUAGAAGGUAUUAAAUGUAUGGGAAUCACCCUGUGCAAAUGCUUAGAGGUGAGACUGAGUGGCAACCGCAGUUCUCCAUUACGUCUUAUGGGAUCAGAGAGCCAGGGUGCAGGAGUCAGGCCUGAAAUGGCAGGCUGAGGAACUGUGCCUCUAUGCUGGGGACACUGGGAGCCAUGUAAGUUUUGGAGUAGAAGAGGGUCUGAAUCAGGUCUAAACAGACUUUCUCUGAUCGCAGAGUAGAGAGCAGACAGUAGGAGUGAGGGAGGCUUCUGCAGUACUCUAGAUGAGUGUGGUGACAGCUGGACCAGGUUGGUGGCUGGAUCAGGGUAGUGGCUGUGGAUGGGGGUUUGUGGAUUUGUUUUUAAAGCAGGUCCAACAAAACUUUCUGACUGGAGAGGGCAGUUGUCUAAGUUUUGGCCUUUGCAGCUGGAAGGAAGGAGAUGCCACUAACUGGAAUGGGGAAAUCACUUGUAGGCGUAAUUUUCAAGAGGGAAUAUUAGGAGUUAGAUUUUGGCCAUGUUGAGUCUGAGAAGCAGAGACCCCCCCCCCCCCCGCGCCCAAGUGGAGGCAUUGAGUGGAAAGCUGGACACAGGUCUGGAUUUCAGGGGAAGAAAUCAGGUUGGAGACACCACAAGCUGGUGGCCUGUGUGUGGACUGGGGUGGAGCUGUGAGUCAUUUAGUAGGUGGAGUCUUCAGAUCAUGGUGACAGUGUUGUUAGGGGACAAGGAAGAGGAGGGCCAGAUUGGAGGACUGGGCCUCUCUCUUGAGCACCUGAAUGGGGCUGGUGCACAUCACAAAGGCAGAUGAGGGAGAGUAGUGGCCGUGCGGGAGGAGGUAGGUGUGGGGGAGAGGUGGGUCUGGUAGGGCACCAAGGCUUCCAAGGGGGAGUGCACAUGAUGUGGGUGUGGGAGCAUAGCAGUAAUGGAGGUGAGAUGGCAGUGAGGCCGAGGCCUACUCCCCCCUCUAAAAGCACGCUAGAGUUUUGUGACCUUUGGUGAGGCCUGCAGGGUUUCACUUAGGCUGGCAGAUAAGCUCAGGGGCAAAUGGGUCAGCUGGGAGAGUAGCUAGGCCUGGGCUGGGGGAUGGGAAGUUCUGGGUUUUGAAUGAGGCUUGACUGGAAAGAGGAAGGCUGAGACUGGUGAAGGGACAGCAUGCGUAACAGCAGUAAAGAGAAUUUAAAAAGUAUGUGGCACCUGCAUGUGGCUCUAGGUGGCUGAAGCUGAAGCAAGGAAAGGGCAUGGUGGAGAGGCCUUUAAAGCAGGGCUGGGGCUUCCCCUGCCAGCGUGGGCCAUCGGGGCUCUGGGGCAGGGUGGAUCGUAACUGCGUUUGGCAAGCACUCUCCAGAUGCCUUGUGCAGAGUGGCACGUGGGGAGGCCAGGGAGAUGCCUUUGGUGUGGGCUGAGGUGGAGGAGGUGGCAGUGUUGGUGGGGGGUUGGAAAUGUGGGGGAGGUGUUGUCAGUGGAGUGGUGUGCUCAGUGGGGAGAGUGAGAACUGAAGGUCCCAGGGACUUGCUCCCAGCAGCUUAAAGGAAGAAUACUGAGCCCAUGGUUGGUGUGUCUGGGAGGCAUGAUCUGGGAACCCUUGCGGAACUUGCUGGCAAGAGUGGAGGUGGAGACUUUCAUGCCAUACCCAGUGCUUGGAUGGCAUUUAUUUGCCCACAUGCCUAUCGUGGAUGUGGGAUGGCACAUUGAUCAGUAGGAAAGAGAAUGCUGGCACCAGUGGCAUCUGGGCCUCGUAUAUCCUGAGUUUUGGAGCUGGAGAGGAGUGGGGGCAGGGAGUGGAUGUCUGGGGGACUAACUGAGGGUCCUGGUGAGAGAGGCUGCUCAGGGACGUUGCCUUCCCCAUCAUGGUAGGGCACUGUAACCUUUGAGGAUGUGGCUGUGGACUUGUCUCAGGAGGAGUGGGAGCUUCUUGAUGGGACUCAGAGACUCCUGUACCAUGAUGUGAUGUUGGAGAAUUUUGCACUUGUAGCCUCACUGGGUAAGUCCCUCACACUCAGCCAAGUGUCUUUGACUGGGUUCUUUCCUUCCUUGUUUCUCCAGGGGCCACUCUUUCCUUCACACAGCCAGGCUGUGGACAUUGCUCCCUUCCUGUGUUUUCUUUCAUAGGUGCUGUGGGUGCCAGGCUUGGCUGAGUGUACUUUCCCAUCCUCUCCCAAGCAACCCUUCAGCAUCCCUGAAGCCUUUCAGGGAAGGAUAUGGGAGUAGGAAGUCUGCAAUGAAACCAGUGGAUCCCAAAGACUUGGUCACCCUGGCAGGGUGACUGUCCAGAUAUAUUGCAACUCUCUGCCCCAGGUCUGUCCCCUUCCCUCCAGCUGGCAUUUCCUCAUGCCUGACUGUGCCAGGAAUUGCAGGCACCAACAUGGUCACUGCUUGUGGGGACCACUGGGCUGUUCCUAUAAGAUACUCCUCCAGGUUUCUUUUUGUAACAUUAGUUUUUUUCCCUGUGUUCAUGGGGUGGGUUGCUCUGCACCAGUGUUGUCUACUCACCUGCCUUGUCUUUCACUUAGGACUUGUGUCUUCCAGGGUCCAUGUAGUUGCCCAACUGGAGUUGCAGGGAGAGAUGUGGGUGCCUGACAGGGCAGGCCUGACUCCAGCCAUAGCAAGAGGGCCCUGGAGGGGGACUGGCCUUGGGAGGUGGGACCUGAGGGAUGGCUUCAUGUCAGGGCUGGGUUCACAUCCCACCAGGAACCUCUCUGGUGCCCAUUGUUGUUUUCAUGCCAAGGUCAGGGGCCAUAAUUUACUUCUAUCUUUUAAUCUCCAUUCUUGACAAUUUGCCCCUUUAUCAUUUCUAAUCUGACUUCUGGCCAGGGCUAAUCCAUGCCUGUCUGGCCUUCAGGUCUCCCCUGUUCCUCUCCACGGCUCCCUCAGAAGGGCUCUCCAACAUUGAGCUACACAUAAUGUAUUGGUGAGAUGUAGACAUAUUCUAAGCAGUACAUGAACACCAGCUACUUGGUUGCAGUUGAUUUCCCCUUUUGUUCAGUGUUCAUGUCACUAGCAGACAAGCCCCUGCUGAAAGCCAUUUGCAGAGAAGUGAGUUGGGAGACCCAGUCUCUUCUUCCUGUACUGCAUCCCACCUGUUUCCUUGCCCAUAGUAGACCUCCCCAUUGUAUGAUCUUGCCAGGCUCAGAACUGCACAGCAGACCCUUUCUUACCUCACUUCAGCCCCUUUGUCCUUCCAACAGUCCUAUGUACUAAUUCCUGGGUUUGUAAGAAGUACAUUUGUGAUAGGGCUGCCCCCUCCCACCAGAGGCUGCAUGCUUUCAGAUUGUUGGUUUUGAAUGAAGGAUGAGGAGGCACUUUCUCAAGGCGUGUUACAACUCAGGACUCCCAAGGCAGGUCCAACCACCCAGAAGGCCUACCCUUGUGGGAUGUGUGGCCCAGUCUUGAAAGACAUUUUGUACCUGUCUCAGCAGCAGGGAAUAUACCCCAGGUAGAAACUGCACAUGUGUGCAGCAUGUGUGAAACAACUCUGGUUCAGUGUAAGCAUUCACCAGCAACAGAAGCAGCACAGUGGAGAGAAACACUUAAGAAGGGUUGAGGACUGGCUUUUGUUUGUUAAGAAUUGCAGAGUCCACAUGUCAGAGAAUCCCUUUAUGUGUGGGGAUUGUAGGAAGGACCUCCUGCCCAGCUUGGGCCUUCUCCAGCACCAGACCACUCACAGCAAGGGGAAUUCACCUAGAAGCACUGAAUGCAGGGAGACUUUUCGCAAUGGAGAAGGGCAUUAUAGGUGAAUGUGGGAAAGCCUUUAGCCACAAAAAUAAGUUCGUUGAACACCAAAGAGUUAACACUGGAGAAAGACCUUAUCAGUGCGUUGAAUGUGGAAAUUUCUUCAGGCAUAACUCUAGACUUAUGGUACAGCAGAGAGUUCACAUGGGUGUAAGGCCUUAUGGGCACAGUGAAUGUGGGAAAGGCUACAGCAGAAGUUCACACCUUGUUUGGCAUAAGAAAGUUCACACUGGAAAAAGGCCUUAUGAAUGCAGCAAAUGUGGGAAAGCCUAUAGCAGCACACUUGUUCAACACCAGAGAGUCUACACUGGAGAAAGGCCUUAUGAGUGCAGCAAAUAUGGGAAACUGUUUAGCCAUAACUCCAGGCUUAUUGUACACCAGAGAGUUCACAGUGGAGCAAGGCCUUAUGAAUGCAGCAAAUGUGGGAAAGCCUUCAGCUAUACACACAGACUUGUUCAACAUCAGAAAAUUCACAGUGGAGAAAGAUCUCAUGAGUGUAGUGAAUGUGGUAAAGCCUUUAGCCAGGAAUACAGACUUGUCCAGCACCAGAAAAUCCACACUAGAGAAAGACCUUAUGCAUGUAGUGAAUGUGUGAAACGCUUUAGGCGAAGCUCUGGCCUUAUUGAACAUCAGAGAAUUCACACUGGGGCAAGACUUUAUAAGUGUAGUGAAUGUGGAAAAUUCUUUAGCCACAAAAUCACACUUGUUUGGCACCAAAGAAUCCACACUGGAGAAAGGCCUUGUAAGUGCACUGAAUGUAGGAAAUCCUUUAGCCAAAGUUCUGGCCUUAUUGUACACCAGAGAGUUCACACUGGUGAAAAGCCAUACGAGUGCAUAAAAUGGGAAUUGUUUUAGCCAAAGAUCCAGCCUCAUUUUACACCAGAGAGUUAACACUGGCAAAAAGCCUUAUGAGUGCAACGAAUGUGGGCAACCCUUCUGCCUUAAACCCACACUUGUUCAACACCAGAGACUACACACUGGAGAAUGGCCUUAUGAAUGCAGUGAAUGUGGGACAUUCUUUAGCCACAAGUCCAGCCUCAUUAAACAUCAGAGAAGUCACAUUGUAAAAAAAACCUUAAGCUAGUGGCCUUUCCUCAUUUGUUACCAGAAAGUUCAAACUGGAGAAAGGCCUCUGCAGUGCAGGGUGUUUGCUUGGUCAACGGGAAUGACACCAGGGAGAAGUUCUGACAGUAGUCUUUAUAAAGUAGCCAUCAACCAAAAGUUGUAUCUCACACAUCUGAACAUCCACAGUGGGGAGAUUUCCUAUGAGUGCCAGUUAUGUGGGAAGCUCUCAGGACCUGUAUUGCAGUUUGACCUGCUCAGGGCCCUUGCCUGAGUUAAAUCACUGCCAGUACCUGUGGCAGAAGCCAUCUCACCUCUGCCUUCUGGCUAAUGUGCAUCAGGUUACCCAGUGUGCCCAGGGAAGGCAGACCUCUGUACUCCCCCCUUCUCUGGAGGAAAUCAUGAGUGGUCUAAGGUCAUUGGAGGCAUAAUUACAUUCACACACUGGGUGUGAUUAGAGUUGGGGGGAGCGAGCUAAAGAGGAUGUACCCCAUCUGAAGUGCUUCCAGAAAUAUUCUGCUCACUAAAGCUGUGAGGGAUGAGCAUGUAUAGAUUCUCAGGACUUCUAGAUUUACAUUUUCUUCUAUGGACAAGGUCACCGGCAGAGCAAAUAAUCUUAAAGCUUUCUGGAUUCCUGGGGCUACUUGGGCUGUUUACCUGAAAGCCACUGUUAGACAGGCAAGAAAAUGGAGACUGAGAGAAGAGGGAUAUUGUAGUCCAAGAAUGUGACUUUUGUGACUCACAGUCUUUAUUGCUUGCUAUUCUUUCCUUCCAUUGAAGUAGGGGUGUCCCACCAGAGGGCUGAGAAUAGUUAUGGUCAAGUCAAUAUGUUUGUCAAAUAUUCCAGUUCUUCAAGAGAAGCAGGAGAUUCAGAUUUUUUGAAACUGUGUACAUUUAAAGUGUAAAAUGUGAUGUUUUGUCAUGUAUGGGCAUUAUACAUAUAUGAUUUAAUGAUAUUUAACAAAUGAUAUUUAACAAAUUUAACAAAUUCAUCACCCUCCAAGUUACCUUAUCCUCCUUUAUAAUCCCUCCUGUCCUCCCGCCCUAGCUCCCCAUUCUCAUGUCUUUCACUAAAAACUUCCAAUUCUAGAAUUUUGUAUAAAUGGAAUAACAAGAUGUUUACUCUUCUUUGCCUUUUUUUCCUCCACGUAUCAUAAUUAUUUUCAGCUUUCUCCAUGUUGCAUGUAUGGGUACUUUAUUUGCUUCAUUAGAGAGUAGUAUUUACUUGAUGGAUAUAUCACAAUUUGUUUUUCUAUUAAUCUUUUAAUGGACAUUUGGAUUGAUACUAGUUUGGAGUUACUGCAAAUAAAGCUGCUAUGGACAUUCAUGUACUAGGCUUUCUCUUGGGUUUGUCAACUUGAAAAACACAACAUAAGAGUUGUGAGUUUAAGUUUUAUUCAGGGUCUUACUGAGGACUGUAGCCCAGGAGACAGCUCUGAGG
Molecule: messenger RNA, 6852 nt
Organism: Delphinapterus leucas (beluga whale)
Lineage: Eukaryota; Metazoa; Chordata; Mammalia; Artiodactyla; Monodontidae
Source: RefSeq, a predicted model, not a curated record